Colletotrichum karsti is the source of this 2280-nucleotide messenger RNA. RefSeq names its product modin. NCBI's taxonomy places the organism in Eukaryota, Fungi, Ascomycota, Sordariomycetes, Glomerellales, Glomerellaceae. The record is from RefSeq and is a predicted model, not a curated record. Bases 1 to 2280 code for a protein of 759 amino acids. The transcript is spliced from 2 exons.
AUGACGACGGGCAUGGAUGAAGCGCAGUUCAACAAGACCCUCGACCUGAUCAACAACAACAUCAAUGACGACGACAACGAACUAUGGGUGGCCAUUGCCGCCCUGGUCAUCUCCGUUGUCGCUCUCCUCGCGUCCCUCCUACAAGUUGCCCAGCAGUACUACGCCUCUGCUGCUGGCUACUCAAGUUGCGACGAAAAGGCCAUAGGCAAAUGGUCCGAGGGGAGGCAACGAGUGCUGAAACCCUACGAAUUCCGCUUCGAAGUCCAAUUCGAAGCUCCCGUCAUAUUCCUGUGUCCACCAAAAAACGAGAGGGGCCCUGUCAAGAACGCCGACAUUCUCUUCAUUGAUGGAUCCCCAGAAAGCCUAGAAAAGACGCGGACGGCUCUGCCGCAAGCCCCUUCCAAGGAUUCAAGUCAAUCAAGUCAAGCCACCGAAAAGGAAAUCAAACGAGCAGUUCACACGGCCGAUAAUGAGUUGGCAUCGUGGGUGACGCUUUUGUCCGCCCUCCAACAAAUGGAACACGAAUCCAGGGAAUGGCAGCAGAAGAAGUACGAUGUAGACCUGAGACCAAGGGAGCCUCCAAAAGACAACACCCAGAUCAACUCUCCAGAGGACACCAAAGGAACUCUCGCUAAGGUGGCUGGAAAGUACAGCUUGGCCGUAGCCUUGCAGAAGAAGGUCAAGAGCUGGGACACAAUGCCUUCCAGCGUGAAGAAGCCUUAUGCCACUACAACCUGGUGUCAUAUUGUCGAAAUGCUGGCCUUGCUUGGUAUAUACUGGGUCGAAUUCGAUAGAACUAACGACAGGUACCGCGCCGAAGGAAACGGGUACACAGUAACUGGGUCCAAGGUCAGCGAGCUUGGGAUAAUGUUCACCUUCCAAGUCCAUGGACGGAAUCGAUUUGGGCCCAAUCGCGUUGUUCCAGUUGACGAAGUCAAGGAGUUGUGUUUUGGCUUUGUUCCGACGAUUUACAAGUCCAAGUCAGACGAACGGCGACUGAAGCUUCCCAUCGACGAGUCAAGGGACCUAUCAACGUUGAAUUUUGCGACCAUGAACGAAAUUGCGGAAACGUUAGUGUUAAUCGGGUGCAACACCAACACUGUCAGAUAUUUUUCCGACAACAAGACGACCACGACGGUCAGCCACGUGUUUCCUGUUGCUUUUGAGAUUGUGGGAAUGUUGGGACAAACACUGCACAUUGAGAAGAGUGCAUUUCGUUUGCUCCCGAACCCAACUCUUUUCCGAUGGGACACGAAAAACUUCAGCCUGCCUAGACUGCUAACGGCAUACGAGUACCAAAUGAGGAAGCGUUUCGGCCGUAAGGACACCAACGACAUGAAGGAGAAGCCCAGCGAAUUCAAGGAUGCCCGCAACAACGUUCCAAUCACCAGCAACGUGACGAGGCAGAUCUCGAGACACAUCAAGAUUCUACAAAAAGAACUUUUCAAGCAAGCUUCGCUGCCGACAGACCGCCGCAGCGAGUUGAGCUUGUCGCUAAUGGAUGCCUUGCACACUGCUCUGGAUGAUACGGAUGAGAUCCUGACUUUCAGAAGAAAGGAAAAUCGGCCGGUCAUUCACAGAGAGUACACAACUAAGUCGAAGCUUCUGCGACAGGUUUCCGAGAAAACAGGAAAUGUUGCAGGAGAACAUCAGGAAACGGAGCUUGAAAGCGACCGGCGGGAAACGGUCCGCUUUGUGCUUCGUAGUCACAUUCAGGAGGUCUUGUCCGGCUUCAACCCCAGACCUGGAAAGACAACGCCAGAAGCCACCGGCCAGAAAACCACGACACCGCCGUCCAAGCCCAAAUUCCGCUUCGAGGAUAUCGAUUCGGCGCCUCCCGAGGUCAAGCAAGCCAAGCUCAUGGAAGUUUAUUUCCGAACGGUCCGGCAGAAGGUCAUUGACGAGUCACAAAAGUCGACAGAACGGCGAGACGAAGAGCUCACGAACCCCAAGUCUGCGCCGCCGGCACCAGAAGAGGGAUUUGCUCUGAAGCGCGCACAGACAGGGAAAACUAUUCGCAGUCCCGUCGCGCCCGAGUCGUCGGGUGGAGACUCAGAGCAGGACAUACCAUUGGAGCGUUUGCCUGAGAUUGACGAUGAUGAUGAACCGAUCGACUUGUUGGAUGAGGAUUAUUUCUAUGACACCACUCAUGAGGACAUCUGGUGCACGCUGGUGUUCCGGAUGAUCUGCUGGCUUAUGCUUCAUGAUUUCCACAAGAACGACGUUCAAUUGCCGAAGAGCGAACUGUUUGGUAGCCGAUUGCCGGUGUAUGUUGCUUAG